AUGGCGACCAAAGGAAACACUUUGCGCGAUCGCCAGAUUGCUUCGCUAAAGAAGAUACUCAACUUGAACGAGACGGUCGACGCAGGCGAAGGUGAAGAGGCCCUGGCGAAUGGCCUCCUCGCCCCAGUGGCACCUGUUCUUGAUGCCGAUGGCAACCCCAUCUGGAAAGUCCUAGUCUUUGAUGACCUUGGAAGAGAUGUCAUUAGCAGUGUAAUGCGAGUGAGCGACCUACGCUCUAUGGGCGUUACCAUGCAUAUGCACAUUGGAACCGCUCGCCACCAAAUUCCCGACGUGCCCGUUAUUUACUUGCUCGAACCUUUGCCACAGAAUAUGCAAGCCAUCACAGCAGAUCUGCAAAAGGGGCUCUAUUCCCCUGCCUAUAUCAACUUGCUUUCGUCCAUGCCGCGGGUCGUCCUCGAAGAAUUUGCUACGCAGACUGCGACAGCCGGAACGUCAGAGAACAUCGCGCAGUUAUUUGACCAGUAUCUCAACUUUAUAGUUGCCGAACCAGAUUUGUUCAGCCUGGGCAUGCAAAAGGAGCACACUUACUGGGCGCUGAACAGCGCCAAGACGAGCGACGAACAAUUAGAUGCUGUUGUCGACAGAAUAGUCAGCGGACUUUUCAGCGUUAUUGUCACCAUGGGUGUUAUUCCCAUUAUCCGCUGUCCCAAAGGCGCCGCCGCCGAAAUGGUGGCACAGAGACUCGACCGAAAGCUUCGCGAUCAUAUACUCAACUCCAAAGAUAACCUGUUUUCGAACGCGAGAUCAGCAGCAGCGAGUACGCCACAGUCCAGGCCAGUUCUCAUCCUACUCGAUCGCAAUGUCGACUUGAUACCAAUGCUCGCGCACUCCUGGACCUAUCAGUCUCUCGUCCAUGACGUUUUGAACAUGAAGCUCAACCGCAUUACAAUCGAAACCCCGGUCGACGAGUCCAACCCCAGCAGAGGCACCUCAAAAAAGGCUUACGAUCUCAACGCCAGCGACUUCUUCUGGGCCAAGAAUGCACCUGUACCUUUCCCGCAGGUUGCUGAGGAUAUCGACGCCGAACUUACAAAGUACAAGGAGGAAACGGCCGCCAUUACGAAAAAGACUGGUGUCUCCAGUCUGGAGGAUCUGCAAAAUGAUACCAGUGCCAGCGCUCAGCAUCUCAAAGCAGCGAUCACGCUUCUGCCUGAAAUGAGAGAACGAAAAGGUGUCCUUGACAUGCACAUGAACAUUCUAGCGGCGCUUCUGUCCGGGAUUAAAGAUCGUCAAUUAGACAACUUUUUCCAGGUCGAAGAAAAUGUCAUGAAACAGACCAAGGCUCAGAUUAUGGAGAUCAUCAAGGAUCAAAACAAGGGCAACGACUCCACAGAUAAACUACGACUGUUUGUCAUCUGGUUCCUCAGUACGGAGCAAGAAGUAGCUCGAGCCGACUUUGAGUCGUUUGAGAAGGCUCUUGCCGAGGCCGGGGCCGAUGUUUCGUCGUUGCCCUAUGUUCGACAGGUUCGCGCCACGACAAAGAUGACGCAGCUUACGACGAUCAACAACAACUCCAACCAAAACGCAUCUUCCGAUCUGUUUGGUAGAUUCUCUUCUAUUUCUUCGCGCCUCACCGACCGCUUAAAGGAAACCGGUGUGCCGACGGGUCUGUCCUCCAACUUUGAGUCUCUGAUUAGCGGUGUUAAGAACUUUCUUCCCGCCGACCGAGAUCUCACAAUCACCAAGAUUGUAGAGUCCAUCAUGGAGCCGGCUACGGCCUCGUCCUCGGCCAUUGCCAAGACGGAGCACUACCUUUACUUUGAUCCACGAUCCGCUAACGCACGCGGAACAAUGCCGCCUCCCAGCACCAUGCGUGCUGGAGGGAAUGCGCCUGGUGGCAUGCCUGGCCAAGCCAAUGCUGGACAGGCCGCAAGCUUUGGUCAAAGACGGCAGGGCUUCAGCGAAGCCGUCGUGUUUACAGUUGGCGGUGGCAGCAUGGAGGAGUACGGAAACUUGCAAGAAUGGGUCGCCAGGGCAGGCGGCGAAAAGACGAAAAAGCGAGUGGUUUAUGGCAGCACCGAGCUGCUGAAUGCCAGGGAAUUUGUUUCAGAGGAAUUAGAGCGGCUCGGAAAAGAACUUUCGCAAUAA
Messenger RNA from Akanthomyces muscarius, 2109 nucleotides. RefSeq lists its product as uncharacterized. Gene Ontology annotation, molecular function: syntaxin binding. Gene Ontology annotation, cellular component: cytosol; Golgi membrane. NCBI's taxonomy places the organism in Eukaryota, Fungi, Ascomycota, Sordariomycetes, Hypocreales, Cordycipitaceae. The record is from RefSeq and is a predicted model, not a curated record. The transcript is spliced from 5 exons. Gene Ontology annotation, biological process: endoplasmic reticulum to Golgi vesicle-mediated transport; intracellular protein transport. Bases 1 to 2109 code for a protein of 702 amino acids.